UGACCUUUUUGUUCGGAACUGGUAAGUGGUUUCAUAUUUACCCCACUUGAAAUGAUGUUCAAUGCAGAUGGUGGGAACGAUUUUCUAUUUGAAACGCAUCACAAAAUUUUAACCUGUUCUGAUUAUUUUUCUUUGAUCUGUGCUGCCUACAGGCUUUUGGCUGGCCGACGUCAUGGGCGAUAGCGUUGUUGCUGAAAAAGCUAGGUUAGAGCCUUCCUUCGCGAAAGGUGCGACGCAGUCAUCUUGUUAUAGCUACCGAUUCUUUGGCUACAUGUGUGCUGGCCCACUCUCUACUGCCCUCUAUAAAUGGCGAGGUCCCGGCUCGGUCAUCUUUCUAUUGUCUGCACUGCCACUCUCCGUUCUACCGUUUGUGUAUUAUUUGGGCGAGGUACGAUACUCCGCAGUUGCCUCCACAAGAGAUCAGUGCCACGAAAUUUGGACGACAGUUUGUUCCCGAUCUGUAUGGCAGCCUAUGGCCUUCGUAUACAUAUACAAUGUCCUGCAGAUUGGGAAUGCGGCUUGGAACCAAUAUCUCAAGACGACUCUGGAGUUUACGAGUACGCAAAUCAAUCUUAUUUACAUCGCAUCGAGCGUGCUGCUCUAUCUUGGAAUCAUCACGUACAAAUACUUUAUGAUGAAUUGGUCUUGGCGGCUAGUAUACGUUAUCUGUACACUCUUGAAUGGAGUUUUCAGCGCCCUUCAAAUUCUACUGAUUCUCGGAAUAACCUUUGGCAUACCGAACUUCGCUUUCGCAUUGGGCGACGAUGCAUUUGCUGAAUUUCUUGCAGGUGUUCAAUUUCUUCCAUCCACAAUCAUGGUAAGUUCUCGUUGCAUUUGGAGCUCUCAAACGAACAGAAAGUCAUACAUCUCUAAUCGAGCCUUUUCUUUUUCUUAGAUGGUACAUCUCUGUCCCGAGGGUUCAGAGGGAGCAUCGUACGCUAUGUUCACAACAAUCCACAACUCUGCCGGACAGGUCAGCAGAGCUAUUUCGACUCAUUUGCUCGGUAUAUGGGACGUUUCCAAGGAUGCUUUGGCCGACCACGAAUUAACCGGAAUGGUGAAUCUGGCGCUCCUCACGUCAAUCGCACAACUUAGUGGAAUUCUGUUGGUCCGAAUGCUUCCGCGAACCAAAGACGAACUGUUUGAGUUGCGCGACUCGGAAUACGGGUCGUCACGAACAGGGGGGCUGAUCUUUUUGGUUAUCACCUUUGCAUCGAUUUUGUAUGCCAUGAUCGUAGGUAUUCUGAACGUGGUUGUUCCGGGCUGGAGCGGAGAAUCGUAAAAGCAUAAAUCGAAAGUUUUUUG
Pseudo-nitzschia multistriata is the source of this 1305-nucleotide messenger RNA. The record is from the annotation of a GenBank genome assembly. NCBI's taxonomy places the organism in Eukaryota, Bacillariophyta, Bacillariophyceae, Bacillariales, Bacillariaceae.